This is a messenger RNA of Acipenser ruthenus (sterlet), 3494 nucleotides long. RefSeq names its product B-cell CLL/lymphoma 7 protein family member B-like. NCBI's taxonomy places the organism in Eukaryota, Metazoa, Chordata, Actinopteri, Acipenseriformes, Acipenseridae. The transcript is spliced from 6 exons. The coding region runs from base 116 to 724 and encodes 202 amino acids. The record is from RefSeq and is a predicted model, not a curated record.
CAGCGCUCACGCGUAAACAGUGGCUUAACAAUUAUCGCGAGAGCAAACCGCCGAACGGCGACGAGACUCUGGCUGGGACAGAGACCGGAGAAAAAAAAAAUAAACCGUGUUGAAAAUGUCGGGGCGCUCGGUUCGAGCCGAGACCCGCAGCCGCGCCAAAGAUGAUAUUAAAAAGGUGAUGGCGGCCAUGGAAAAGGUCCGCAGAUGGGAGAAGAAAUGGGUGACCGUGGGCGACACAUCACUCAGGAUAUUUAAGUGGGUACCAGUUGUGGAUACCAGGGAGAAGGACAAAAGCAAAGCCAAUGGAAACGCCGGGAGAGAAGUCAAGAGGUUCCCUACUGAUUCAGCACCGGAAAGUAACGGCUCUGUCCUGCUGGACUUUCAGGAUGAGAACAGUAACCAGAGCUCGCUGUCGGAUACCUACCAGCACAAAGUGGACAGCAGCAGCAACUCGAGCCCCCAGCCCAGCGAGCCGGUGAGCCCAGCUCACACCUUGGACUUCCGGACAGACGACUCGCAGCCGCCCACGCUGGGCCAGGAGAGCAUGGAGGAGCCGGUAUUGCCGACCUGUGAAGUUGCGGACGAGCCUCCCACACUGAUUAAAGAGGAUCUCUUACCACUGAGUGCUCAAGUGGCAGAGGAAGACUAUGACUCCGGGGCACCUCCUCUGAAGAGAAUUUGUACAGAACAAAACUCAGUCCUCCAGCCUGUGUCUCAGAGCUAGCCCAUGGUCUGUGCAUUCAGCCGCUGGUCCGGUGGCAAUUUAUUUCUAUAUCUUUUAAAGGUCUGGUAAAACUGUAUUUUUUAAAAAAGCUCUGUUUAGACAUAUCUCCUAGGAUGACAGACCCCUUUCCAACACUGCCACCUGUCAUCUGCCUGGUCAACAGGAGAGUCACCCCCGUGGCAAAGCAGCCGCAGUGUAACGGAAGUCACCUGCCCAGUUCAUGCAGGUGCAUGCCAGGGAAGCAGUUGGUAGACUAUGGGGAGGUGUACAGUGUUUUCACACCUAGGAUGUCUGUAGAUACUCAGUGUGACUUUACCCACUGAGGAAUGCAGCAGAUUCACAGGCUGUGGUAAAUGCUACCAUUUAGCUCAUUUAGUGCUUCUGGUCUUUGUCUGUGGUGGUCAUCUGAGCAUCUAAAGACAAGCUUCCUCUUCCCAUGGUCUGCUGUAGCUGCCUGCCAGGUUUCACUGCCUUUAGGUUGCUGGUCUUUUCAGUAUCCAUGAACUAGCCUGUACAUAUAAGACUUGGUUUAACCUUGUUUAACUCCACUCCGUAACAGUCUAGCUGCAUUAGAACUUCAUUGUUACUGUGGGUUAAGAUUUCUUUUUCAUGAUGAACACAUUUAAAGGCUAUCCACCCACAGUGCACGAGUGCGACUGUGUCUCGCGCCUGCCCUGGACUGGAGGGACCACCAUCCAAAUUCAAUUCAGUACCCAAUCCCACCCAAUCCUUGGUUUCUCUUUUUUUAAAACUGACUACAGAAGGUGUUGCAAAUUGCAUAGUGUUGGUUUUGUGAGAGAGAUUGAGCUACAGCCCACCACACUCAUUUUACUAAUGGUCUAUGAAUCCAGGGUCGAAGUCUAGUCUUCAGAUGGUGGUAGUUGUUACUGUGGAGUUUUAACAAUGCUCUGUUGCCUGAUAUAAACAUAUAUACUGUAUACACACAUACAAAUGUUUGAGAAAUUAUUUAAUAAAAAACAUGGGCAGCCAUUAUUAGCUUAGAGGAGCUAUUUUACUGGUUCAUGCAUACAUCAUGUUUUGCCUACUGUGAAGUGUGAGUAGAUCAUGAACAGAAAAUACCUGAUUUAUCAAGCUGUGUACUCCAAGGUGCAAGUUUUGAAAUUGUUUCAGCAGCUGUACAAAACCACCUCGGACAGUUAACUAAAGGGGACGCCCUCAGAUAGGCUUCUCUUAGUUUUCAGAUCAGCUGAUCAAGCUGGGAGUGCUGAUGCGUACGCGUGGAUCGCUACCUCGCGGAUUGCCCGCGUUUAUUUCGUUUUGUGAAGUUAGCAGACACAGUGGGUGAAAGCCCAAGGUUCUCGAACACUCAACAGCAAGUGCAGCUUCCCUCACUCUGAACUCUAAAUGUGAUAUCAAGAUGAUUUUUUGUUUUUUGGUAACACAAAUCAUGUUGUAUGGAAUAACUAGUAUUAGUUAAAAUGUAAUGUAUUGUUUUUAUUUAAUUUUAAAUCUACUAAACACCCUCCCUGUUUGUUGUAAACUGUGUGCAGGGUGAUUUUUAUACAUGCUGAAAGGAAUAUAUAAAAAUCGUAUUUUAUUGAAACUCAGUAUUUUGCUAAUCUUUUGCAAACUGAUUUUAUAGAUCUUUUUGAUUGAAGACAGCUGCUGAUUUACAGACCCUUGAAAAGUUUACAGGUGCUUCCUGUAUUAUAUUAUCAAUAUAACAACAAGACUGUUUGCAGUAAAUGGAAUUGCCUUUUUAGUUUGAAACGAAUUGGCUUUGAAGAUGCCCUUGCCGCUGACUGCUGCAGCACGGUCUGCUUGCUGGUACAGUGGAUUAUGAGGUUACAGUGGAUUAUGAGGUUACAGUGGAUUAUGGGGUUACAGUGGAUUAUGGGGUUACAGUAGAUUAUGGGGUUACAUUAGAUUAUGGGGUUACAGUAGAUUAUGGGGUUACAUUAGAUUAUGAGGUUACAGAAGAUUAUGGAGUUACAGUAGAUUAUGGGGUCGGUACAAUUCAUCUAAAAGAGGGUGGCUCUGAAUACCACUGUUGUUAAAUUGUAAAAGUUGUCUGAGAAAACCUGUGUGUGUGACUCUGAAGGGCAUUUUUCUAUUUAAAGUAAGUCAACUGUCAGGUUUGUUCUCAAUGUAUUGUUUAGUAAGCAGGCCAGCCAGUGUUUAUGUCAAUAGACAUCUACAUGUUUAAUCUUUAAAUAUAUGUUUAUCUCACCAAUAAUCUACUGUGAAUAGAUAUCCACAAGCCACCAGCAUCGUACAAUCAUAACUACCAGCAGAAAUACAAUCGACAAGUUCACCGCAAGGUAUUUUUUUUACCUUCUACGACUGUCCCAAGUGGCAUUGCAGUACUACUGACUGUAAAACAAGCCAGACCUGGCUUCUGACUGACAGCACGACAACAGAGCCAAAUCUUAUUUCUUGGUGUGUGGGGAGGUAAUUUAUGGCAAAGCCUAUAUGUAUGUAUUUUAUGAAGAAGCUGUAUUUGCCUAAGCCAGGUUUGGAUGUUUUUUUGAGAAAAACAGCAAAGUAUUUCUGCUCUCCAUUAAGUUGUAUGUAAACAAUAUGGGUUUGGAAGACCAGUGUCUAAUGCAAGCUGGGACACAAUGUUUGGCAUUACAUAGUUUGUUUGGCAUAUUUUUUUAGGCUGUCCGCUAAUUCUUCAACCCAUGGCACCACUGUGUUUCAACAACAGCAUGUUUCUGAUUUUAUGAAAACUGUUCAAACAAGGCUACAGAAAGAUGCAUUUUAGCACUGUAUUUUAACAAUUACAAUAAAAACAAAUGUAUAUAUA